Molecule: messenger RNA, 11230 nt
Organism: Haliotis rufescens (red abalone)
Lineage: Eukaryota; Metazoa; Mollusca; Gastropoda; Lepetellida; Haliotidae
Product: diacylglycerol kinase delta-like
Exons: 31
Coding region: 1092-4469 (1125 amino acids)
Biological process (GO): intracellular signal transduction; diacylglycerol metabolic process; lipid phosphorylation
Molecular function (GO): ATP-dependent diacylglycerol kinase activity; protein binding
Source: RefSeq, a predicted model, not a curated record
GGUGAUGGGAAGAUGGGUUUAGUAAGGUAAAGGAGUGGGGUGAUGGGAAGAUGGGUAUAGCAAGGUAAAGGAGUGGAAUCUUGACAUGUAUGUUGGAAACACUGAAUGACAAAAACAUUGCAGGAAGCUUGUUUCUCGAUUCAUGUGUAAACAGGAAACAGACACUGAAAGAAACAGAAAAUUUAAACCUGAAUCUGACAAAAAUGUAUUAAAAGAUAAAUGACUCACUCGCUCAUCAGUGUCUUUCAUCUAUUUUAAUUUCAACAAGAGAAUGGACAUACAAAUUAAUUAAUUCUGUUUGUCCUAAUGAUUUUUGACAAUUUCAACAUUGUUUCUGAUCAAUUUUGCAUCUCAAACUUCCUGACAACCACAACAAUUGUGAAAAUGAUAUAAAUCCUAUAAAUCGUGUAAAUGUUGAAAUUAUUAUAAAUUAAUAAAAAGCAUAAUGCUUUGUAAACCACUCAAUGUUAAUCCAGUGUUCCAGAUGGCUUUAGAGUCAGUGCUGCAGCUCAUAGUUCCUGUUAAAAUUAGCAGUGAUCGUUUUGGGAAUGAUUAACCAUCAAAAGCUGGGGUAGCGUGUUCAAUCGGAGCUCAUCCCCCACUCCCCAUACUGGCGUGUGUACCUACGUACAUACAUGACGUUCUCAGCUCACUAGUGUUACUUCCCUCCUGACGUAGCAGCUGGACCUGGUAUCACUGGCUCUCCCAGCACGCCGGUAUAGCACAGCACCUCCCUGUGAAUGGACUUACCUGCGUCGUUAGUGGACUAUUUAUAGAUUCACAGGUGUAGGUGUGAAUGGAAAACGUGUGACAGACUGGACUCAAAUUGGCUAAAAACCUGACCUGGAGGAAUGAGAUAGAUCAGAUGUGGUGGACGGAUUGUGUCCGAGGUUUACACAUGGUCAUCAGCGAGUUCUGUUGUGUCUCUACCAUGUGAGACAUGGGCUUCAUCGCAUUCCUCCUUGUCUGAGACGCUACAGUGUGCUUGAAGGAUUCAUCUUUUUGGAUAAGAAUUGAUAACAUGUAAAAAUUGUGGACAGGUUAUAACCCCCUUCAGAAACCUCAUCUUGUGCAGUGAUUCUCGCAGGGAAAUGGAGGAGUGGAUUAGUGCUUUAAAAAUGGCUGCCAACAAAGAAUAUUACGAGAUGGAGGUCAACAGAUGUCUUUUUGAGCAGGGUACUACUAGUCACACAGAGAUGAUGUCAGGGCAACACAACUGGUACGCCUGUUCCCACGCACGCCCUACGUACUGCAACGUGUGUCGGGAGGCUCUCUCCGGGGUCACGUCACACGGCCUGUCCUGUGAAGUUUGUAAAUUCAAGGCUCAUAAGCGAUGUGCAGUCCGUGCUCCGACAGACUGCAAGUGGACAUCACUGUCAUCCAUCGGCAAAGACAUCAUCGAGGAGGAGGAGGAGGGAAUCUCAUUACCACACCAGUGGCUGGAAGGCAACCUACCUGUCAGUGCUAAAUGCAAUGUCUGUGAUAAAACCUGCGGCAGCGUUCUCCGUCUCCAAGACUGGCGCUGCCUCUGGUGUCGAGCUAUGGUGCAUACGACAUGUAAAGAACAAUUCUAUAGGAAAUGCCCCCUUGGUCAAUGCCGCUUGUCUGUGCUACCUCCCAUCGCUAUUAACAGCAUUGACUCGGACGGCUACUGGGAGGCGACCCGACCCCCGGGGACCAGCCCGCUACUGGUGUACGUCAACACCAAAAGUGGGGACAAUCAGGGAGUAAAAUUUUUACGAAGAUUUAAGCAGCUGUUGAAUCCUGCUCAGGUGUUUGAUCUCAUGAAUGGCGGCCCCUACCCAGGGCUACGAUUAUUCCAAAAAUUUGAUUCCUUCCGUAUUCUCAUCUGUGGGGGCGAUGGCAGUAUUGGAUGGGUGCUUUCUGAGAUUGACAAACUAGAUCUACAUCGACAGUGCCAAAUAGGGGUGCUACCGUUCGGGACGGGGAAUGACUUGGCGCGGGUCCUAGGGUGGGGGGCAGCGUUCGACGACGACACACAACUUCCAGCUGCACUGGAGAAACUGGAGCAUGCUCAGAUCAAAAUGUUGGAUCGCUGGAGUAUAUGGACGUACGAGGGCACCAUGCCGCCUCCUAGAAAACUGUCUCAACAGACUGAUCCCAUCUCCCAGUAUGAGGACUCCGUCGCUGCCCAUCUGUCCAAAAUACUUCAUUCCGAAGAUCAUCAGGUUGUGAUAUCCUCUGCCAAAGUUUUAUGUGAAACUGUCAAAGAUUUUGUAGCCAAAGUGGGAGAUUCUCAUGAGGAGGAGCCUGAGAAGGAAGAGCCCGAGGGAGAGUCUAUUGCCAUGAAGUGUGCUGUGUUAAAUGAGAAACUAGAAGGGUUGUUGAAGACUCUCAACCAUGAAUCGAAGGCUUCAACAGAGGAGCCGGAGGAGGAGAUUGUGGAGGAGCCUGUGAUUGGCUCCCCGGAGAGAGACAUAGUCCCAGGGGAGAUAACUGGCCCCAUCAAAGUCAGAUCUGCUAUAUUCCGACCCCGAGAUGCCUUGAUGUCACGAGCCAACAGCUUGAAGAAAGCGGUGCGGCAGAUCAUAGAACACACAGAGAAAGCUGUUGAUGAACAAAAUGAGCAGACGCGGCAGAUGAUGCUUGAAACAGGGGCAGAUAAUCGGGACGUAGAGAACGCUGGCAUGACAGACGGGACGACAUCUCGGUCGGCUCCAAGCUUCUCAAUAUUCACAAUGGAGCCACCGCCUCCUCCUCCUCCACCGGCUCCAAUUUGGAUGGAUGGGUCUCGCUCUCCUAGAGGUCCGUCGUCACGUAGGAUCAGCAGUAUGAGUACGUUCAACCGCUCCGCCAGCGUGGGCUCCAACCUCUGCACCAACAGGGACACCCUGCAUGUGCCCCCCACGCCCGGACUGCCCACAUUUGACCAUCACCACAUGAUGCUGCCUGGGAUGAGCAGCAGUCUGGCCAAGACUCUGGGUGGAGGCAGCUUCAUCAGCAAGGUGCUUCUCGCCAAUGCCGAUGCCCUCUGUGCAGCAGCAUCACCGCUAUUAGAAGAAGAUAUCCCAGAGCUGUACACAGAGAGAUGUGUUAUGAACAACUACUUUGGUAUUGGCCUCGACGCCAAGAUCAAUCUAGAGUUCCAGAUGAAGCGGGAUGAGCAUCCCGAGAAGUGUAGGAGUAGGACGAAGAAUCUGAUGUGGUACGGAGUCCUGGCCAGCAAGGAGAUACUGCAUCGCACCUUCAAGAACCUGGACCAGAGAGUCCUCCUGGAGUGUGAUGGACAGAGAAUUCCCCUGCCUAGUCUUAAGGGGAUCGUCAUUCUAAACAUUCCAAGUUAUGGUGGAGGGGCAAAUUUCUGGGGUGGUACCAAAGAAGAUACAAAUUUCACUGCGCCAAGUUUCGAUGACAAGAUUCUGGAAGUGGUAGCUGUGUUCGGGGGAGUGCAGAUGGCGGUGUCAAGGGUCAUCGACAUUCAGCAUCAUCGAAUCUGUCAGUGUCGGACUGUGAAGAUCACCAUCCUGGGGGACGAGGGGGUACCUGUGCAGGUGGAUGGGGAGGCAUGGACCCAACCCCCGGGCUUCAUCCGCAUCGUGCACAAGAACCGCGCACAGAUGCUGACCAGAGACAGGACUUUCGAGAAUGUGUUAAAAUCGUGGUCUGAGAAGCAGAAGACGGAUCGAUCAGUCAGUCCACAACCAGCACCCUUGUCGGAAGAUGAGGCUCACAUAUUACUGAAUUUCGUGGAGGCAGCAGCAUCGCUCAUUCGAUGUGUGAAAGUAGCUGCCCGAAGUCAUAGUACAAUAGAACAAGAGUUAUUUCCCCUUGCUCAACAAGCCUCUUCCUGUCUGGAUCGUCUGUACCCAUCAGGAAAACUUCCUGAGCUUGAGUCUUCGGAGUCUGAGACCUACCAGCCCACACUGCGGAGUCAAGUGUCCGACCUGCUACACAGUGUGAAACUCCUCUACAACGAAGCAAGCCUCUUCCUCUCUGACAAGGCACCAGCCAUGUCCAAUGUUCACCUGUGGCACGACAUCGAGGAGAAGCUGAGCAUGUGCCUGGCGACCCUUGAGGAAGAGAUGAGGAAGGUGGCCAACAUCAGCGGUGUGGGCCAGUACACACAGACACCAGAGGAAGUGCAGAUGAUAGAACAACAUAAGCGCCACAAACAUGGUGGCAAGUUCAGCAAGGUGUACAGCAAGUUGAAGGGAAAGGGGAAGGAGAAGGAGAAAGGAGGCCGGAGUAGUCUCCCUCCAGGGUUUGAAGUUCGAGGCUGGACCCCCGAGGAAGUUGGUGUCUGGCUGGAGAAACUCUCACUAGGGGACUACCGCGAGGCCUUCAUCAGCCACGAGAUCCGCGGGUCAGAGCUCCUCAACUUGGAGCGCAGAGAUCUCAAGGACCUCGGGGUGACGAAGGUGGGACACUUGAAGAGAAUCCAGCAGGGCAUCAAGGAGCUGCUGAACAGGGAGCUGGCGCUGGAACGAGCCGAGAAGGCCAGCUCCUGACAUUUAGCUGCCGUUGCUGCCGAUGCUGCGAUGUCCUACUGACACUAACGUCGCUGCUGAAGCUGCUCUAUCGGACAGACUGCAAUGUUUAGAGUGCUCCAUCAGCACCAUCAGCAUCAGCACCUGAUGACAUGGACUGUCUGGAUGACAGGGUGUGGUGACGUCAUCAGACAGCGUCGACCGUUGGCAUGCACGAUGUUGUAUGAUAUUGUUAUGUGAUAAUCCCUGGGACCACGGCUGUUUCAGCACUUUAUUUCUAUGAACACUUCCGACAUUUAUUAUUGUUUCGUUUGUGUAAGGUGAAAGCUUAUAGAUACAACCUCAAGAGCGUGUAUAUUAUCCAGGUUUUUGAUCAUCCUUUGUUAAUAUGGCUCGGUCAUUUGCUUAUCAUGGAACAAAGGAGUUUGGGCUGGGAAAUGUUUCUCACACAUGGGAAGGUUAAACAGUGCUCUUGAAUAUUAAAUUAUUACUUUUGUAAGUUGAAAAGGUUCAUUUAAUUUUGCAAUUUGUAGUUACAGAGAUGCUGAACAUUUGAAAAAGGGUCUAUUCUUGAUUUUAAUGGAGCUCAGCUGGCCUGAAAGAGUUACUCUGUCGUGGAACUAAUCUUUUUCAUAAAAUUGGCAUCUUUGUACUAAGCUGGAAAUUCUUUCAGCGUAUUAAGCAAAGUCCCUCAUGUUUUGCUGUAUUGACAAGGCAAGAUAAAUCUGAACAUAGUGCUGUUUUAAUUUUGUUCAUGCUCAUACUUGUGUUAUUGAGGGAAUAUUGUCCGGAAUAUUCCCAACUUUUUUACCUCCCUGCAUCAUCGCUUUCACAAACCCUUCAUAAUAGGGCCAUAUAAAAAUGUUUUUUAGACGGUUAUACAACUUGCAGCUAGCCUGCUCCUCAAUGACAAUAUAUUACCGUAAUCAAAUACAUACCAUGCCUGUCCAGUAUUUAUUUACAUAUUUAUGUGUAAUUUAUCAUUUUCACACAAGAAAUGUCCAAAAGACCAUUAUGUUUUUAGAUCUACAUUUGAGGCAUUAGUUUAUGUUUUGUAUUAAUGAGAAGCAUGUUACUGGAAGUGUCAUGUUUAAGUUCAAAUAUUUGUUGCAGAGAAUUUUGGUGAGUGUGAAAAAUGUGUCACUUUCUAUAUGUUCUAAAUGGCUUUAACUUAUUUAUUCUGCCAAGAUACAAAUGGUUUCAAACAGGAAUAUUCAUCUUAUAUUUGUAAGAUAGUAUUGAAUGUAUCUUUCAUUCCUAUUUUGUAUAUUUUGCAUUGUUUAGGUAUAGCCAGAAUUUCGUAUUGUACAGCAGGUCUGUAUUAAAGUCUCUGUAUGACCAAAGAGCCAUUGCAGGGCCCUGUUCUACAAAUUGAUCUUAGCGCUAAGACAGUCGUAACUAGUGCUAAGAUCUCUUUGGGGAACAGGGCCUUCGACCUUAUUCCAUAAAUGAUCUGAGUACCUCAAAGAUCGUAUGUCUAUAUUAAGGUAUGUUCGUUUUUUGGUCUUAGCGCUAUGAUGAUCAUACAUUUAUGUUGAGGUAUUGGUGUUACGAUCGUCUUAGUACUAUGAUUAUUGUAUGUCUUUUUCAAGGUAUGAGAGUUGCAAUCGUCUUAGCGCUAAGAUCGCUGUGCAGAUUGUGAGACACAGCUCCAACGAGUAUAUGCUUGUGUUCAGGUGUGGGAGUUGUGAUCGUCUUAGCGCUAAGAUCGCUGUGCAGAUUGUGAGACACAGCUCCAACGAGUAUAUGCUUGUGUUCAGGUGUGGGAGUUGUGAUCGUCUUAGCGCUAAGAUCGCUGUAUGGAACGAGGCCCUGGGAUGGAUGUGUUCCUGGCUGGUGUGACUCACAUGUAGUAACCAGCAUUGUAGUCAUCAAUGAUAAUCAUUGUCUCAUUCAUUGUCUCAUUCAGUUGGGACCCGUGAAGAUCGGGGGAAGAACAGGUCUUCAGUAACCCAUGCUUGCCGUAAAAGGUGACUAUGCUUGUCGUAAGAGGCGACUAACAGGAUCGGGUGGUCAGGGUCGCUGACUUGGUUGAUGCAUGUCAUCGUAUCCCAAUUGUGUGGAUCUAUGCUCAUGCUGUCACUCACUGGAUUGUCUGGUCCAGACUCGAUUAGUUACAACCGUCGUCAUAUAGCUGGAAUAUUGCUGAGUGCGGCUUUAAACAACACACAAACGAAUCACUCAGUUGGACAUUGUUGCCUCCAGUUUAUAAGCUCAGUUGACAGUGGUUUUAAAAGAUUUGAAAAACACAGGUUAUGUAGAAUAGAAUAGGAACAUUGAAAAUUCAAACACUGACAAAUUUUAGUGUCAAUCAAGAAUGGUCAGAUUUAUUUGUUAUAAUAUCUGACCUUGUUAAUUUUUCUGCCAUAAUUCUGAUGCUGAAACGAUACACUGAAAUCACAGAUAAAUUCUUUGUAUAAUCCAAAGUUAUUGUUAUUUUAAAUGAAUACACGAUCAAAUCGAAUAGUCACAUGCUAGAGCUGAAGUGUUGAUCAGUACCAAUUUAAAGAUGCCCCAAUGUCAAUAUCAAAUGAUACAUAUUUGCACAGAGAAGCAUAUUGUAUACCAUGACGGAAAAAGAGCAACGUAAAAAAACCGGGUGUUUUGUGUAGUCCAUACUGUAAAAUUAGUAUCUCAGUGGAUCGUUUCAACCUUACAAAAUUCUCCUUAUCCAAAUGUUUACUGAGAAUGGAGUCCCCAGUGCCGGGAGGUGCUGUCAUGUUCUCGUGCAUCCCCUAGGGCAGGCCUCGACUACCCACGUGGCCGAGAUAGCAUUCUUUACUAGUUUUCUUUUUUGUGGCGUUUUUUUCACAAUGCAACAAAUCCUUUUAUGUACCACAAGAUGUCCUAGGCUCUACAUGGGAUUUCUAGAUUUGACACUGGAUGUGUCCCUUAUCUAGACAGAUGUUCCAGUUUUUAGAUUCAACGGUUUCAAGUUCUAGAUUUCAACAUGUUCCAUUUUUCUAGAGUUGAUAUGUUGAUAUGCCAAUUUUGUAGCAAGAAUGUUCGAUAUGUAGACAGUGAUUUAGGUAUGUUGUUUUCUGACUGAGCACUCGGAUUGUGGAACAUUGGCUACUACGUGUUUAUUACUUGUUUUCAAGACGGUGCAAGCUGUGUGGGUCCCUCCUCCAUAGAAUAGUGUUUUGUAAUUAUGACUGUGGUUAUGUUUGUUGUAUAGUUCCCAUAUUGGAUGUUGACAGUUGUUGGUGUAUUGACAGCCUGUAUUGGCUGUAUCCGUUGUACUUGUUACAUUUUCAUGUCAAGUCUUUGAGUCUCCGAGGACUCGUCACAUGAUAGCGUUUUCAAAAUUUUGUAUAUAUUUUCCACAUUUUGUACCUUCGAAUACCGUCAUAUCCUAAUGGUGACUUUUUGUGCAAACACAUACCUUUUCUAUAUUGCCGAUAUUUGAUACUAUCUUGCUUAUGUUUUUUAUACAAGCGACAGUUAAAAAGAUGUGGUGAUGUAUGAAGUUGAAUGAUGUUUUUGUUUUAGCAUUUGAACCAUUUUGAGAUUUAUUUUUUAUAAAGUGAUUUCAUGAAUGUCUAUAUUAUUUACUGAAUAUAUUUUUGUUAAAUAAAUAGCACCAUCUUCUUGUCAGAGAAUACUAUUAGGCAGUUAUUACAAUUAAGAUUCUCUGUUUGGAGGGGCCAGAACUCAAGUAAUUGCAGGUCAAGGGACAUAACUCUUAUCAUGUUUUCACAGACAUUUUUUUUAAUGAAACUGAAUAUUGACAUUUUUAUCGCAUAAUUGAUAAAUUGUUUAACAUCAAAAAAUUAUUUUUUCUAAGAACUGUAUCUGGAUAAAAAAUGUCAUAAUUUUGCUUGCCAACACAAAGAGCAAAUUUUUACAUCAGGGCAUUACAUCAGUGAUCUCGAGGGAUCCAGUACAUUGAUUUAUAGACCUUGCUGUGUUUAAGUAUUUUGGGGGAUUUGGUGAACAAUUAAAACAAUAUGAAUAUUUACUAUGAAAACAUCAUUCAACUUCAGCCAGUAGUCAGGAUUCGAUGUGAAGACAAUGUUUGAUGGGACAGAGGAAAGCAAGGAUUCAAAUGGCACGUUUAUUUAUUACAAACCAGUUUAUUUUCCAGAGCUGUCUCGGUAAAUUGUCAAUAAUGCAUUGAAAGUAUUUUUACUAUCACUGUGAAAGAUACUGACAGUAAGAUAAACAAUUAUCAUCUGGUACCGAAAGGCCCUGUUACUAUGUCAGUGUCUCGAUAAGAAAUGAUUUGACACUUUAUCGAAACGGUUUUGUUUGGUGAACUGGCAUUUUGUUCACUAUAGCCCAUAAUGGGCAUCACAUGUAUAUAUUUUCUGACGUAUAGAAUUCUAUUUUUGCAUGGCUUGAAUCUGAAUCUGUUGAACUUGAUCUACUUGAGGAGGCAGUAUUGCAGAAGCUUGCUAGGAAUUGACUUUUGUGUGAAGAUUUAAACCCAGAUUUAUGCCUAAUAUUCUCACUGCUUGAAGUGUUGAGUUUUUUAAAGAUUAUGGAGAUGUUUUGAUUUUUGCCACAGUAAAUUAUUCCAUCAGGGACAGGGCCCACCACCCACAAGUGUUUGUAGCGCUACGAGAAUCAGAAGUGGAACUAUGGAGAUACGACAUUUGUAGUGCUACAAAUGUUUUGUCGAGGCCAAGGAUAAGAAAUAUUGUUUUGGACAUUUCAAGUGCCCUGCUCUCAAGUGCCUCACAUAUUUUGAUAACGGAAUUUCCUUAACUACCAUAUCCCGUGUCUCCUGCCAGUUUGUCUGUACAGUCUACCAGUGACUGAAGACCAUCAACAUCAACCAUGAUAGAAGUAUUUGAAGCCUUUCGCUCACUGACUGAACGAUUGCUUCUUUAUACAUGUGUAUAAUUUAUAGAACCUGAAAUUGCAUUUUUAUGCCUUUGCCUAGUGAUAAAAAAUAAUUUAGCAAAAUAAUCAAAAGAUGGGUUAGGCUAUUGAAUGAAUUUCAAUUUCCGAUCAAGGUUUCCCUAAGUGAUACUGUCUUCUUGAUCCUUGAGAAUCAACACUCUUCUUGUCCUUGGCACCAAGGACAAACUGGUCCUAGCAUUCCGCUCACAGUCCCAGGAAGCUGCAGUGGGGACUAACCCCGUGGCACAAGGUAGAGUUAACAUACUAAAAUUCUAACAUUGUCAUAGUGGGGAUUUUCCUGUAGAGGUGUGGCUUGAAGUGAACUCAUUCUGAAAACUGUUGUGUCAGUUAUUUGGGAGUUCAGGGUCAAAUAGCUCUUUUAUGGGGUGUAGUUUUUCCUUGGCUGCUUCCUGGAGACUGAAGAAGAUGCAGGAACAUGUUGUCCGUGGUGACGAAGAUUAUCUCUUCUGUGAUAUCACCUUGUGACACAUCCAUGAUGCAUCAGUGUUCCCAUGGUAACUAGUGUUUCCUCUGCUUCCAUAUUGUCUGCAAAUGUUGUAUUUUAUACUGCCCAUGUCAAAAUGUUCUGUGUUAAACGGCUUCACAUUAGGACUUUUCACCAGCUUUAGAUAUGUUAGAAAUCAUCCCCUCCUGCAAUAUUUUUGAAAUCAUGUACAACUUAUUACUCUUAAAGAGAGAUCUUUUCUAAUAAUUUCAAAGCAAACAGUGUUUAAAUUUAAUAUUUACCAACCUUUAGGUAAUGGUACUAGAGAUUUAAAAAAAAUUGUAAUGAAAAGAAAUCUCAUACACUCCUAGAGAAAUUAUAAAAUGCAGGUUUAGGUCUUAUAAUUUUAGGCCCUGCUAAAGAAAAUGGUAUUUUACUUCAGAAAAAUAGCUUCAAACUUCUUCGUGUUUGUGUGCCUUACAGUAUACAUCUUUCACUGUAGAUGGUGGUGUACAGAUCUUAUUUGUCCAUGCUUUGGGCCCCAGGUGUGCACCAUUGGCCCCGAACAUGGACAAAUGUUAUACUGGCAACUCACUUUAGUCAGCUCUUCAUCGUCACACUGUAACAUUUCAUAUCAACUUUUUCUAAUGUCUUUUAUAUUUUUAUAUUCUUUUAGCGGACACAUAUUGUUUCAUAUGCUUGAUGAAACUCCAUGUCGAUGUUCACAAGAUACAAUCAACAAAAUGAAAAAUAUGUACUUGUUCACACUUACGAGGUUCUCCCCCCCCACACACACACACACACCAUCCCAAAUUUUGGACACUUGUUUCUUUUUGUGAAUGUUUUUUUUGUUAUUGCUGUGAAAUUCUAGUAACUAUCUACCUACCAACGAAUGUAUUACCAACACUCUGUGACUUAAUCUUCCAAAAUUGGGGAGAAACAACUUUCUUGGCUAAGAUUCUAGAAACCAUGAGGAUAAAUGUUGUGAUUUUAGGAAAUGUUAGCCAAAAAGAGUUGUCUCCCUUUGAGGACUUCUUACAUUCCAAUUGCUGUGCCUCCAUUGAAUUGAUUUCAGAGGGAUGAGUGGACAAGGGACUAUUCGCUUCCUCAGGAAUUUGAAGUCUCAUUGUACAUCGUGUCUGUCAGACAAAUCUGUUCAACACAAUUCUCCUCACAACUAGGGUAAUUUUUUUUUUGCAGUGUUUUGGAAAAUGUCUGCAGCUAAACUCUGGUGGGGAGUGCAUAUCUGUAUUCGUCACAUCCAGAGCAUAAAUAAUGUAAGAGUAACGUGUUAUUUUACUUAUCCUGACCAGGAAAGUAUGUGUAUAAAUCAAAUAUUACUUGGAGCACAAUUGCCAAUAUAACCUUUACAGAUAUUUUUUCUUAUCUCAAUUUUUCUUCCUAGUGUCUGCGUGAAACUUACAUGUGAUAGGUACAACUUCUUAUUUUUGAAAGAAAACAAUAAAGUGAAAAUCCCUUAUCACAAAAA